Messenger RNA from Fonsecaea erecta, 12885 nucleotides. RefSeq lists its product as hypothetical. Gene Ontology annotation, biological process: microtubule-based movement. The record is from RefSeq and is a predicted model, not a curated record. The coding region runs from base 1 to 12885 and encodes 4294 amino acids. Gene Ontology annotation, cellular component: dynein complex. Lineage: Eukaryota; Fungi; Ascomycota; Eurotiomycetes; Chaetothyriales; Herpotrichiellaceae. The transcript is spliced from 3 exons. Gene Ontology annotation, molecular function: ATP hydrolysis activity; minus-end-directed microtubule motor activity; ATP binding.
AUGGACGUCCUUUCGACUAGCACUCCCAACGGGGACCCCGGUCCUACGGCGAUAUUGGAGCCCGUGGAUCCCCUCGAAGUCCUCGAACACAUCGCCAACCUGAUUGAGACUACACUGGGUGCUGCCAGAAGAGAGCUCGAAGCCGUUGGCAGCCUUUUGUCGAAAGCCAGUCGUCCCGAGUCCCUCCAUAAAUGUGCUCGAUUUGCUGUCGAUCCUCAGACUACUCUCUAUGCGCAGAAGGAUGUACGAGAAGAACUGGUUAAUGGUCAUGAUGAUACUCCAAAAAUCGAGCAUCUCUAUACCCUCUCAUCCGAGUUGUCACCUGCACAGACGACCGUUGCCACAAUUGCUUUUUUGAAACUCUCUGGACCCCUUGAUGGACGAAAAUCGAUUGCCAGUCAGAUUCAAGUCUUUAAUCUCCCCGGCUCCUACAAUAUUGGAGGUGAACCAAACAACGACGGAGAUGUUGUCUCACCCUACGAAGUAGUCUACUCACUUCUGCACAACGUUCUGAGCCCAUACUUCGAGGCGUAUACCCGACAACAUGGCUCAACAAACCGGAAUUGGUAUGAUCCUCAGGCAAAAGGCGGGAUUCCCGGUGCGAAGAGAAGAAUUGCGGAACUGGAAAUGAGCCUGCUGCACCUGCAACAAAACACGGAUAUUCCGAUGAUACACCUGCCCAUGCACGAAGUGGUCAUGGGAGCCUUACAAAAUGCCGAAGCCCAAGGAAUAUCACCUUCUGUGCAAUUGAUUCCGGCCCACGUCCUCGAGAAUACUACCGUUCUGAACAGUAUCCAAAACCAUGUUAUUGGGUGGAUCAAGUCAAUCCAGAAUAUCACCAAACUGACCAGGGAUGUCAAGGAUGCAACCCCGACACAGACCUCUGCGGCGCAGGAGAUCAAUUUCUGGCUGUCUCUGGAAGCCUCAUUGAACAAAUUAGUGGAAGAAAUAAGUCUCGACCACGUCCGUUUGACGUUGGAGAUUCUGAAGAAGGCGAAGCGGCAGCAGGCGGUCGUAAGUUUUGAAACCGACACCGGCUGGAGAGACGCCUUGGAAGUCGUGCGGAACUACAACACUCUCAUGAGAGACUUCCCCCUGGACGAAUUGUCUUCUGCAACAUCUCUGCAAAAACUGGCAGAAGCUCUUGUCCUGAUCUUCAAUCACCUGAACAAGAAAUGGAGGGUAUGCAACUAUCCCAUUCGCCGAGCGCUCAGGCUCGUGGAGGGUAUCUCGGAGGACAUGAACACUCAAAUUCUUCGUCUGCUCCAAGGCCGCUCGAUCAUGUCCCUCAGCUGGGAUGAAUUUACUGACCUGAUGAACUCGGUCAAUCUGGUCUGGGAGACUUGGGAUGAUCAAAUGAAAAGUUUCACUGCCGUUGCUCGGGAAAUCACAAGACGCAAAAACACCGAUUUCGUGCCCGUAAAGAUAAUUCCUAAACACGCCCAAACUCAGGAGCGACUGCGCUACGUCUACCGCUUCCGAAACGACCACGAACAACUGCGCCGGACGAUUAUCAAUGUGCUUGGAUCCAAGGCUCAUGCGGCUGACUCGACCCGACCAGCGGAUGAUAGCGGAGCUGCAAUCAUUGAGGAGCUGGGAGAUGUUGAUGCCGUCGAGGAAGUCGCUGGUGCCUAUGACAUUGUCCGCCAUGUGGAUGUGCUAGAUGUAUCCCCGAAGGGAACGGAGAUUUGGGUCCAGGCUGAGAUGCAAUAUACCGAACGGACCUCUCGGGUUGAGGACUCGAUCAUCACAAGGUUAAGAGAUCGCUUGGGCAAAGCGAAGACGGCAAACGAGAUGUUUCGAGUUUUUGAAAAGUUCAACGCGUUACUGGUCCGACCGAAAGUUCGAGGAGCCAUCGCAGCGUAUCAAACUCAGCUCCUGGACAAUGUCAAAAACGCGAUUGCCUCCCUCCACGAAAGAUUUAAACAACAGUAUGGGGGCUCCGAAGCACAGAUGAUGGCUCAACUUCGCGAUAUCCCUCCUGUGGCGGGUGCCAUUCUCUGGGUCCGUCAAAUCGAAGCACAGUUGAAUAAUUAUAUGUCCAAGGUCCAAGCAGUCCUGGGAGAAGACUGGAUGCUGCAUACAGACGGAGAGAAGCUAGAAGCUGAGAGCAAUCUGUUUCGAAAGAAGCUCACAACCAGAGACAUCUAUGAAGCAUGGCUUCGGGAUGUUCUGGCAAGGGACAUCUCCGUUACUGGAAGGCUGUUCUCUAUCUCCCGGAGCCGUACGGCAAACGGCGCCAUGGAGCUCAUUGUGAACUUUGACAACCAUGCCAUUUCUCUGUUCAAGGAAGUCAGAAAUCUGAGUUGGCUGAACUACCAAAUCCCGCACCGGAUAGCAACAACGGCAAAACAAGCUCAACGUGUGUAUCCAUACGCCUUGAGUCUUAUGGAGAGUGUUGCAGGAUACUUUUCUGCUGUUCGAUCCAUUCAGGAAAUGCCCAACACAGCACCGCUGAUGGCGGGCUACGAAAAGGAAGUGCAAAGCCUCUUCGCCACCGGCAUCAAGCUGAAAUGGGACUCUUUCAUACAUUCCUACGAACUGCACAUCAAAGGAAAAGCCACUACCAAUGAUUCGGCACAUGUGCAGUACGUUCGUGACUUGGCUACGGCGGUUACAACCCUGCAAAGCAAGACCGCGACGGUACGAAGCCUUGAUCAAAACAUCCAAGUCGCUCUUUCUGAGAUGAAGAGCUGUCCUUAUACUGCUAAGAAUUUCCAGGCUCAAAUGGACAUUGUCCAGAAUGCUGUGGACAAGAUGAACUUAGAGAACUACUCGAAUCUCUCUACAUGGGUAUCUCAAUUAAACUCGCAAUUGCGCCACAUUUUUGAGGAACGAUUACGAGCUGCUCUGAAGUACUGGAUCACGUCUUUCACCUCCACGGAUGAACAAUACCCAGCCUCAGAAGAGUCGAUGCACCAUGUUCAGUUUCCCCUUACGCAAAUCGAGAUAAUGAUGAACAAUCAAACAGUUUUCGUCGACCCUCCUCUCAACUUCGUCAGGGCAUCGUGGGUACUUCAGCUGGAAGAUUGGCUGGAGGUCUUGUGCCAUUUGCCACAGGUCAGAGCUUCUCGAUACUCGGUGAUUGCGGAUAUUGGGUCACCACAGGCGACACCUUCAUUCACAGAUCUACCGUUGCAGAAUGUUGAGGUGCUGCAAGCUGCCUACAACGCCAUUGAUACUAGGAUCGAAAAUAUGGCCGUCUACCUAGAGGAGUGGUACACCUAUCAGAAUUUGUGGGAUCUCCGGAGCGAUCAAUUACAUGAAACCCUUGGUGACGAUCUCGCCCAAUGGCACCAGCUACUACAGGAAGUUCGCCAUGCGCGUUCAACCUUUGACACCUCUGAGGGGCGCAAGAGCUUCGGCAGCGUCGUCUUCGAUUAUGAGCAGGUCCAAUCGAAGAUCACACAGAAAUAUGAUCAAUGGCAAUAUGAGAUAACCAGCAAGUUUGGUGGUAUCCUUGGCAAUCGCAUGGCAGAAGUGUACACUGAUAUGAAACGAUCGCGCCUCGAGCUCGAAAAUCACUCUCUUGAAGCGUCAUCCACGGCGCAAGCGGUUGCAUUCAUCACCAUUGUCCAACAAUGCAGACGAAAUGCCAUGAUAUGGGGUCCCGAAGUCGAGAUCUUUAGGCAAGGCCAGACGACUCUGUCAAGGCAGCGGUACAACUUUGCUAGUGACUGGCUGUCUGCAAACCAACUGAGCGACGAAUGGGAUGCUUUCGAGGAGAUACUGAAUCGCAAAAGCAAGGUUGUUGAAGAUCAGACGGAUGCGCUGCGGGCCAAUAUCAUUGCCGAAGAUCGCCUUAUUGCCAGCCGCAUCGCUGAUGUGGUUGCUCAGUGGACAGAGGAGAAGCCCGUUUCUGGGACCAUUCCACCUGGAGAAGCUGCUGAGCUCUUGCGUGUGUACCAAGCACGUAUGGAGAAGUUGCAAGCCGAAGCCGAAACGGUCUCGCGAGCGAAGGAAGCCCUUGCAUUGCCAUCUACCCGGGAUGACUCUCUGACUGCUGCCUUGGAGGAGGUAAGCGAUUUCAAAUCCGUCUGGUCCAACCUGUCCACGAUAUGGGAAAGCAUCAACGAACUCCGUGAUAUGUUGUGGACCAGUUUACAACCACGAAAGCUUCGUCAAUCAUUAGAUGGUUUGGUGAAGAUGACGAAAGAGAUGCCAAGUCGAAUGCGGCAGUAUGCAGCUUUCGAGCAUGUCCAGACAGUUCUGCGCCAACUGAUCAAGGCCAAUCCACUUCUAAACGACCUCAAGUCUGAUGCCAUUCGGGAAAGACAUUGGCUGAAGAUUUACAAAGCCUUGAAGCCCAGCAAGAGAUAUUCCGAGGUCUCGAUGACUUUGGGUGAUGUCUGGGAUCUUCAGUUGAUCACCAGUGAAGCAACUAUCAGAGAUAUUAUUGCCCAGGCAAGGGGAGAGCUGGCCCUCGAAGAGUUCGUCAGACAAGUCCGGGAGACUUGGCAAAGCUAUCCACUUGAUCUGGUAAACUAUCAGAACAAGUGCCGAUUGAUUCGGGGCUGGGAUGAUCUUUUCUCCAAAUGCAGCGAGAACCUGAACUCCCUCCAGGCUAUGCGACACUCUCCGUAUUACAAAGAGUUUGAGGAAGAAGCCUCGUCUUGGGAAGACAAACUAAAUCGCGUCCAUGUUCUUUUCGAUAUCUGGAUUGACGUUCAAAGGCAAUGGGUCUACUUGGAAGGCGUCUUUACUGGCAACAACGAUAUCAAGCAUCUUCUGCCCACCGAGUCCAGCAGGUUCUCGAACAUCAACACUGAAUUUUCCGCAGUCAUGAAGAAGGUUUAUAAAUCUCCCUUUGUCAUGGACGUCCUCGCCAUUCCUGGAGUGCAGAAGUCUCUGGAACGGCUGGCAGAACUCUUGAGCAAAAUUCAGAAGGCUUUGGGCGAAUAUCUCGAACGGGAGCGUGUCUCUUUCCCUCGAUUCUAUUUUGUUGGUGAUGAGGACUUGCUUGAAAUCAUUGGCAACAGUAAUGACAGCACCCGUGUCGCGAAGCACUUCAAGAAGAUGUUUGCCGGGAUAUGUGGCGCAGAAGUGAAUGAUGACAAUACGAUUGCCGCCGUUACUUCGAAGGAAGGCGAAGUCGUGAAGCUGAAGAAGGAAGUUUCUCUCAUUAAACUCCCCAAAAUCAACGAUUGGCUCACGGCUCUCGACACCAGCGUUAAGCAGACUUUGGCCGAAUUGCUUGCGGAAGCGGCCACUGCCUUCAAGCCAUUGUUUACUGCGCCUGAACUAGACGUCCAGCAAUUUCAGGAGUAUAUGACUCGCUUUCCUGCUCAGAUCAUGAUUCUAGCGGCGCAAGUUGUAUGGACCGACCUUGUUCAAGGAGCACUUGAAGCUGGAGGCCAAGGACUGUCGAAACUUCACGAAUAUGAGGUGCGUCUGCUAGAUAUCCUGGCCGAGAGCGUGUUGCAAGAUCUCCCCGCCUUGACUCGAAAGAAAUGCGAGCACUUUAUCACUGAGGCUGUUCAUCAACGGGACGUUAUUGCGAAGCUCAUGAAAGCAGAAGCAAAUACACCCGGACAUUAUCUUUGGCUUCUGCAGAUGCGGUAUGUUUACGACCCCAAUGCAGACCUCAUGAAUCGCCUCCGUAUCCAAAUGGCAAACGCGGACCUGGAUUAUGGUUAUGAAUAUCUCGGUGUGCCGGAUCGCCUGGUUCGGACACCGCUCACCGAUCGAUGCUUUUUGACCCUCACACAAGCUCUUUGCCAAAGACUGGGUGGAUCACCUUAUGGUCCUGCAGGAACUGGAAAGACUGAAUCAGUAAAAGCCUUGGGACUUCAACUGGGCCGCUUCACCUUAGUCUUCUGUUGUGAUGACACCUUCGACUUCCAGGCAAUGGGUCGCAUAUUUCUAGGACUGUGUCAGGUAGGGGCUUGGGGAUGUUUUGAUGAAUUCAAUCGUCUUGAAGAGAGAAUUCUUUCGGCUGUCUCACAACAAAUUCAAAAUAUUCAAAUUGGUCUUAAAUACACCACGAACGAGCAGAAGGCGCAAAUCGACCUGGUUGGGCGUCGCUUCAAAGUCAACCCAAAUUCCGGCUUGUUCAUCACGAUGAAUCCCGGGUACGCUGGCCGUUCCAACCUGCCAGACAAUUUGAAGAAGCUGUUUAGGAGUGUUGCAAUGUCCAAGCCAGACAAGGAGUUGAUUGCUGAAGUCAUGCUUUUCUCGCAAGGCUUCAAGCAGGCCAAACAUAUUUCACACCAGAUCGUCCCAUUUUUCGACCACUGUGCGCAGCGGCUUUCGAAGCAACCUCAUUACGAUUUCGGUCUGAGAGCCCUGAAAAGUGUCUUAAUUAGCUCUGGCGGGCUUAAGAGAGUUCGGAUGCAAACGUCAGAAGGGACCAAAGGAGAUGAAAGUCUCAUCGAGCCGCAAAUCAUUGUGCAAAGCAUUCGAGAAACAGUGUCUCCAAAGCUGAUUAAACAAGACGUCGAGACUCUCAUUGAUGUGCAGGCGGAAGACUUUCCGGGCGUGGAAUAUGUCCCUGCAAACAUGACCACAUUGACCGAGGCAAUCAAACAAGUAAUGCAUGAACAGCAUCUCACCGAGAGCGAGGCCUGGAUGACGAAGAUUCUUCAGCUGUAUCAAAUCCAAAACAUCCACCAUGGUGUUAUGAUGGUUGGACAAUCCGCUUCUGGUAAAUCUGCCAUAUGGAGAGUCCUUUUACAAGCCCUGCAAAAGGUGGAAGGAGUUGAAGGAGUAUUCCAUGUGAUUGAUCCAAAGGUCAUGUCAAAGGAAGCUCUUUAUGGUAGCCUCGAUAGCACGACUCGAGAGUGGACUGAUGGCCUGUUUACGGCCAUCUUACGGAAGGUUGUUGACAAUCUUCGUGGCGAAGACAGCAAGCGCCACUGGAUCGUUUUUGACGGAGAUGUCGAUCCUGAAUGGGUUGAAAAUCUGAACAGCGUUCUUGACGACAACAAACUAUUGACGCUUCCGAACGGUGAAAGAUUGAAUCUGCCUUCAAAUGUUCGGAUCAUGUUCGAAGUCGAGAGUCUCAAAUAUGCCACCCUCGCCACGGUCAGCCGUUGUGGCAUGGUGUGGUUCUCCGAUGACACAGUAAGCCCGUCGCUCAUGAUAGAUCACUUCGUGCAGAAGCUCGCGGAUCGGACAUUUGAGGAUUUGGAUGAUGAGAUCAAAGCAGCUGGGCUCAGGACGAAAGCUCAAGAUACGCAGCGCCAUGCGGUCGAAACCCUAAGGGACUUGAUGCAGCGUGAUGAUUUUCUUCUGAAGGCACUCUCUACUGCCGCAUCUCACAAGCAUAUCAUGGAAUUCACUACGGCCAGGGCGCUUGGCAGCCUGUUCAGUCUGCUAGCCAAAGGAUGUCGCACUAUCUUGGAGUACAACAUGAAUCAUGCCGAAUUCCCGCUAGAACCGGAGCAGACGGAGGUCUUCAUUUCGAAGAAGCUUCUAUUGGCGAUUGUCUGGAGUUUCGUGGGCGAUGCGUCUCUGGGCGUCCGCAAGGAAUUCGGCGAUUUCUUGUCUUCAAUGACGACUAUCGACCUCCCCACCCUCGACAGCUCGGCUUCCCUCAUUGAUUACGAUGUGACUCUGCCCAAUGGUCAGUGGGUACCAUGGCAGGCCCAAGUUCCCACCGUCGACCUGAACACUCACUCGAUUACGCAAACUGAUGUUAUCAUACCUACGAUUGAUACAGUCCGCCAUGAGGAUGUCCUGUAUUCGUGGUUGUCGGAACACAAACCAUUGAUGUUAUGUGGUCCGCCAGGUUCUGGCAAAACAAUGACUCUCUUCAGUGCCCUUCGGAAACUUCCCGAUAUGGAGGUUGUCGGUCUCAACUUUUCCAGCGCGACACAGCCAGAGCUCGUCAUUAAGACAUUUGAGCAGUACUGCGAGUAUAAAAAGACUCUCAAUGGAAUGGUGCUUUCCCCCACCCAACUUGGUCGUUGGCUGGUCAUAUUCUGCGACGAGAUCAAUCUUCCUGCUCCCGAUAAAUACGGUACUCAGCGCGCUAUCAGUUUCCUGCGGCAGCUCGUGGAACAAAAUGGUUUUUGGCGUACCACUGAUAGAGUGUGGGUGUCUUUGGAACGUAUACAAUUCGUCGGCGCUUGCAAUCCUCCAGAAGAUGUGGGACGUCAUCCUAUGGGUGACAGAUUCUUGAGACACGCUCCCGUGGUCAUGGUCGACUACCCUGGUGAGGUCUCCUUGACCCAGAUUUACGGCACCUUCAACAACGCGGUCCUCAAGGUGGUGCCCUCAUUACGGGGAUUUGCUGAAGCUCUAACGCACGCAAUGGUCGAGUUUUACCUGAAAUCUCAAACUAGGUUUACGCCAGACAUCCAGCCUCACUAUGUCUACUCGCCCCGAGAGCUGACCCGAUGGGUUCGUGGUAUAUAUGAGGCCAUAGCGCCUCUCGAACAUCUCUCACUGGAAGGACUGAUUCGUAUUUGGGCGCACGAAGCAUUGCGACUGUUCCAAGAUCGACUUGUCGAACAAGAGGAGCGAGCCUGGACGUCUGAUAUGGUACGACAGACUGCGCUAGAACACUUCCCCACUGCCGACAUCGAUCAGGCCUUACAGGGACCCAUCCUCUUCUCUAACUGGCUUUCGAAAAAUUAUGUCUCUGUCGAGCAAGAACAAUUACGUGAAUUUGUCAAAGCGCGCCUCAAGACUUUCUGCGAGGAAGAGGUGGAUGUCCCUCUUGUGUUAUUCAAUGAUGUCCUCGAGCAUGCUUUGCGCAUUGACCGAGUUUUCCGCCAACCACAAGGCCAUCUCAUCCUAAUCGGCACUAGCGGUAGCGGCAAAACCACAUUGUCUAGGUUUGUCGCCUGGAUGAACGGCUUGACCAUAUUCCAGAUCAAGGUCCAUGGCCGCUAUUCUGCUGAAGAUUUUGAUGAUGAUUUGAGAGGGGUUCUCCGAGCGUGUGGCUGCCGAGGCCAAAAAAUAUGCUUCAUCAUGGACGAAUCCAAUGUCCUCGACUCUGGUUUCCUGGAGCGGAUGAAUACUUUGCUAGCCAAUGGAGAAGUCCCCGGUCUUUUUGAGGGAGAUGAGUACUCUGCCCUCAUGACUGCUUGCAAGGAAGGUGCCCAACGACAAGGUCUGCUUUUGGAUUCGCAAGAAGAGCUUUACAAGUGGUUCACCCAGCAAAUCGUCCGCAAUUUACAUGUCGUCUUCACAAUGAACCCGCCACAGGAUGGUCUCUCAUCGAAGGCAGCUACUAGCCCGGCCUUGUUCAACAGAUGCGUUCUCAACUGGAUGGGUGAUUGGUCGGAUCAAGCUCUCUUCCAGGUCGGGUACGAACUUACACACUCAAUCGAUCUUGACAAACCGAACUUCUCCGCUCCUGACAGUAUCCCCGUCGCGUAUCGUGGCCUAUCCCUUCCUGCCUCGCACCGCGACACGAUUAUCAACGCAAUGGUGCACAUACACUAUUCUGUCCAGAAGACCAACGAGCGCCUGGAACGUCAACAGGGCAUUGUUACUUAUCUUACUCCUCGGCAUUACCUCGACUUCGUAACACAGUUCCGCAAACUCUUCAGGGAGAAGCGCGAAGAUCUUGAAGAACAACAACGCCACCUCAACGUGGGUCUAGAUAAGCUUCGAGAUACCGUCGACAAAGUACGGGACUUGAGAGCAAGCUUGGCCCAGAAAAAGCAUCAGCUCGAGCUGAAGGAUGCCGAGGCGAAUGAAAAGCUUCAACGAAUGGUUGCAGAUCAACGAACUGCGGAGUCGCAGAAGACAACCUCCAUCGAGAUACAGACUGAACUGGAGAAACAGGAGAAAGAGAUCGCCAGCCGGAAAGAGAUCGUAUUAGAGGACCUGGCAAAGGCGGAACCCGCUGUCAUCGAAGCGCAGCGAAGCGUCAGCAACAUCAAGAGACAACAUCUCACUGAGGUCGAUAACUGGAAGGCCAUUCAAGCUGUUGUUCGACGGGACGAUUUCAUUGCAAAUAUCGUCAACUACGACAACGAGAAAGACAUGACACCAAGUCUUCGGCAAAAAAUGCGCCACGACUAUUUGUCCAACGAUGACUUCACCUUCGAGAAGGUCAACCGUGCAAGUAAAGCCUGUGGGCCUCUGGUACAGUGGGUGGAAGCUCAAGUCAAUUACUCCGAGAUUCUUGACCGUGUGGGGCCUCUCCGUGCCGAAGUUGAGCAGCUUGAAGACAAGGCUCUACAAACCAAAGCAGAAGCCAAAGCCAUCGAAAACAGAAUCGUUAAGCUAGAGGAGAGCAUUGCAACCUACAAAACGGAGUAUGCGGCCCUCAUCAGUGAAACGCAAGCAAUCAAGAGCGAAAUGGCACGAGUUCAGACGAAGGUAGAUCGCAGUCUGCGUCUACUUGACAGUCUGUCUUCCGAACGGGUCAGAUGGGAAGCAGCUAGUAAGUCGUUUGAGACUCAAAUCCAGACGCUGGUGGGAGAUGUGGUCAUUGCAUCGGCAUUCCUUGCAUAUGGAGGUCUCUACGAUCAACAAUUCAGAAAGACGAUGGUCGAUGAUUGGAUGCAUCAUAUGUCACAGUCUGGUAUAUCUUGCAAAAGCGAUGGCUCUGUCCUUGGAUAUCUGUCCUCUGCCGACGAACGCCUUCAGUGGCAGCGUCACUCUCUUCCAGCUGAUGAUUUGUGCAUGGAGAAUGCCAUCAUGCUCAAGCGCUUCAACCGCUAUCCAUUGAUCAUUGACCCACCUGGCAGGGUGACGGAAUUCCUGAAACAAGAACAUCAAGGGCGGAAGCUAACAGUAACAAGCUUUCUGGACGACGCCUUCACAAAGCAGCUUGAGAGCGCCUUGCGCUUUGGCAAUCCGAUCCUGAUUCAAGACGCAGAAUAUCUGGAUCCUAUAUUGACGCAUGUCUUGAACAAAGAAUACCAGAAGACUGGUGGGCGGGUACUUAUCCAGCUUGGCAAGCAAGAGAUCGACUUUUCAGAGCACUUCCAACUAUAUCUCUCUACUCGUGACCCAUCGGCGGCCUUUGCCCCCGACGUUUGCAGCAGGACUACCUUCAUCAAUUUCACGGUUACCCGCAGUAGUUUGCGAACACAGUCUCUGAACGAAGUUCUCAAAGCUGAGCGACCAGAUGUCGAUAAACGAAGAACAAACUUGGUCAAAAUGCAGGGAGAGUUUGACACAAACCUAAGGCAAUUGGAAAAGAGACUCUUGCAAGCUCUCAAUGAAUCUCGGGGCAAUAUUCUUGAUGAUGACAACGUCAUUCAGACCCUCGAAACACUCAAGAAGGAGGCAGCGGUCAUCACAAAGAAGGUCGCGGAAACGGAAGGCGUCAUGGCAGAAGUUGAGCGUAUCACGCAAGGCUACAGCCACAUCGCCAACGCCUGCAGUGCCAUUUUUGCCUUGCUUGAGCAGCUACACCAUCUCAAUCACGGGUAUCGAUUCUCGCUGCCAUAUUUCAUCGAUAUCUUCAACUCAGUGCUCCAUAACAACCCACAUCUCAGCAACAAGACAAAUCACGAAGAACGUGGCGAGAUCAUCCUGAAGGACAUAUUUGUUGAGACUUAUCGACGAACAUCCCUCUCUCUGUUGCAAAAGGAUCGCAUUACACUGGCCAUGCUUCUGGUCCGCGCCUCCCCAUACAGUUUUGAUCGGUCUGCAAUGGAAUUGAUACUAGAAGAUCGACCGCAUUCUCGAGGUACCGUGGCUAAUGACAAUCGCGCCGAGGACGUAUUGAUAGCCGUGAAGCGAAUUCCUAUUUUCAAGAGCGACAAGAUUGACCCGACGAGCAAGAGCUGGAUGCAGUUCCUCUCAGCUGAACGUGCUGAGCACUGUGUUCCCACGCUCUGGAACGACACUGACAAUACAAUCGACCAAAACCUUUACAAACUACUCCUUGUCAAGCUGGCCCGACCGGACAGGUUCUUGCCGGCAGCCCAAGCACUUGUCGCGAGCGUUUUUGGACCUGAAAUCUUCCAGGGUACUGAUGACCUGGCGACGAUCGUCAAUCAGGUCAACUCCUCGAUUCCGAUUGCACUCUGCUCCAAUCCUGGGUUUGACGCAAGUUACAAAGUCGAUGCCCUUGUGGAGAAGCAGAAUGCAAACUGCGCCAAUGUUGCAAUGGGCUCUGAUGAGAGCGUUGCAAGUGCCGAUAAAGCCAUCACCAGUGCAGCCGCGAACGGCACCUGGGUUUUGAUCAAGAAUGUCCACCUUGCACCGCAGUGGCUGCAGAGCCUAGAGAAGCGCCUAUCGGCUCUAAAACCGCAUAAUGACUUCAGACUAUUCCUUUCCAUGGAGUCCAGUCCGAAAAUACCCGUCAACCUACUUCAAGCCUCCAGGACUCUCGUCUAUGAACAACCAGCAGGCAUGAGAGCAAACAUGAAGGACACCUUGACCGUAGUGUCGGACCGAGGCACCCGAACCCCCGUCGAGAAGGGCAGGCUUUAUCUACUCCUCUGUUUCCUUCAUGCUGUACUCCAAGAGCGCCUUAGAUAUGCCCCAACUCUAGGCUGGAAGGGACUUUGGGAGUUCAACGACAGUGACUACGAGUGUUGCUCUUUCAUCAUCGACGUCUGGAUCGAUGCGAUUGCACAAGGAAGAUCAAAUGUUGCACCUGCCAAAUUACCUUGGGAUUUGCUUCGAACCUUGAUUACCGAGAUGUACGGUGGUAAGAUUGAUGAUGAAGGCGACUUCUCAUUACUGAGUCAAAUUGUGGGCAAGGUGUUUGAUCCUGCAGCGUACGAAAACGACCAUGAACUCGUGUCAGCUCCGCAAGAAGGCCAGGCGCUCAAAGUUCCCUCUGGGACAACAAUUCGCGACUUCAUGGGCUGGGUCGACCAGUUACCUGAGCGAGAACCCCCAGCGUAUCUGGGGCUACCUGCAGAUGCGGAGAAAUUAUUGUUGAUGGGGCAAGGAAGAGAGACGAUUGGAAAUCUUGCCAGGAUAACGGAUUUACUUGAGGAAGGAGAGCAGACCUUGUCGUAG